Molecule: messenger RNA, 1210 nt
Organism: Linum trigynum
Lineage: Eukaryota; Viridiplantae; Streptophyta; Magnoliopsida; Malpighiales; Linaceae
Source: the annotation of a GenBank genome assembly
CCUGCAAAAACACAAACAAGAUUGAGCCCCAGUGAUGCUCCAAUAAACAAUUAAGACAUGUAUAUGCAAGCAGCUCUACUUCCAGAAUGAUUCACAUAAAUCAAGGAGACUCUCCUCCUGCUCUGAAACUAAGAUUCAUUUAGGACACGAUGACGGUGACGGUGACGAUUACCUGAAACACCGCCGUCGCAUCCGCCCCUUGUAGGAGAGAAAGUCGGCUUCUUUGGGAUAGUGCUUCUCCGUAGGUCCGACGAUUUGUCGAAAUCCAUGGCUGUCGUUACUCUGAUGAUGGCGACACGGUGACGAUUACCUGAAACACCGCCCACAACGAGACGAUUAAUUUCCCAGCAGAUUUGCAGCAACAGUCAAAAUCUCCCACCGACUUUCGCAACCGCAGCGACCUCAUGUAUUCAAACCAUUUGUGUUGAUUCAGUCUCCGCUCUCGUCGUCGGCCCAAUCUUUGUCGAUUCCACAGCCUCAGCAAUGAAUAUGAAGGGAGACGAAAUCGAAUCGAAGAGACACAUGAUGAUUGUGCUCCUGAUGGUGACGUCCCUCGACUGGAUCGGCUGGUUCCCGUUCUUUCUCUACGACACUGAGUUUAUGGGUUGCGAGGGCGGCGCCGCCCUGGGAGUCUGCGUCGGAGCGUUGCGCCCUGGGAGUCUGCGUCUGAGGAAGUAUACGUCGCCGGCCGGCAACGGGAGGAGCCUGAGAAGGACAUUAGUGGUGGGGAUCGUCGGUGGAAGGCUCGUGUGGAGGCAUUGAUCGGCGCCGGAACAAAGAAGGAAAGAGAGGCGGAGGAGAAAAGGUAGGCGAAGACGGAGGAAAAACCCAGAUCGGGGAAGGGAAAAUUGGGGCAUCGGAAAUUAGUGGAGGAGAAGAUUUUGAUUUUAUUUUGUUUUUAUAUUAAUUUACCUUUUUGUCCUUAAUAAUUGUUGUUGGUACCGUAACAACAUACGGACUGUUGUUAUACUAUCUUUUCCCUUUUAUAUCGGCUGCUCCACACGACAGGUUUCCUCCAAUUCGUCCAUUUCAUUUCUCUCACAAAUGUCCAUAUAUUUCUCCUGUGACCUGCCAAUUUAAUUUACAGAAUCUCUAUGUUUAUGUCGAUCAUCAAAACAAGAGAGUAUUCAAAGCUUCUGGUUGCUAUCUAUAUUCAUGGACACGGAUAGUUAGCCAAAUGAUAGAAAGGGAGUAAAUUGUGUCUAUGGGA